AUGGUUGAGGCCUUUGAAAAGAAGGCCAAAGGCGCAGCGGUGGUGGCGCAUAAGCUUGUGUUGGCGCAAAAGGAGAACGCUGAACUUCGAGCAGCAAAUAAGGCCGCCAUGCAACGUAGAUCGCACAAGAGGAAGCGGGUUCAGAAAGAGGGUACCCUUACAGUUGAGAAGGGCCUACGCUUAACGACUCUAAAAGAGUUUACAGCGCGUAGUGAUGGAAUAAAGGCAUUGAAGAGGGUGCGCGCUGAAUUAGGCGAACCAACGCAACGUCGCUGUGGACGCUGCGACGAGGCAGGGCACAACGGGCGAACAUGCAAGCAAGAAGUAGAGUGUAUUUCUAAGUAG
Molecule: messenger RNA, 345 nt
Organism: Plenodomus lingam JN3
Lineage: Eukaryota; Fungi; Ascomycota; Dothideomycetes; Pleosporales; Leptosphaeriaceae
Source: RefSeq, a predicted model, not a curated record